This is a messenger RNA of Calypte anna (Anna's hummingbird), 3169 nucleotides long. Its product is annotated as protein adenylyltransferase SelO. The record is from RefSeq and is a predicted model, not a curated record. NCBI's taxonomy places the organism in Eukaryota, Metazoa, Chordata, Aves, Apodiformes, Trochilidae.
GGCGGGGGAAAGCCUUCACCUGGCAGGGCCCGGUCCGGGUGCUGGGCCCGGUCCGGGUGCUGCACCCGGCUGCGGGACAGGGCUUGGGCUUCCGCCGCCCGUCACCGGGGAUGCUCCCUGCCCGGCUCAUUCAGUACAGGGAGAGCGGCUCAAGCGACAGCCGCUGUGUCCUUUCCCGGAGAAGGCACCAGCUCUCCCCUGAAAUAUCCGUGAAGGGAUACGGAGGGAGGGAUUUUUCUGAGGGGAAUGAGACUUCAAGCCGGUUUCUGACGUGACUUGACGAGGGCCACUCUUUGGGGGCAUGUGGUGGCCCCCCUUGCUGGCCGCCUGCCUGGCCUGGGCCGGUGAGGCCGGGGCUGGGCAGCCGGAACCGCUCUGCUCCUCCCGCGGGCUCUACCGGGCUCCCGCCCGCCCCAACACCUCGGUGCCUCAGCCGGGGCAGUGCCCGCCGGAGCGGCGGGAGGCGGACAUGUGCGCAUGGCCCCUCUCCUCCGACAGCCUCCGAGAUCCCUUUCCAAUUGAUGUUAUUCAAGAAAAUUAUGUCCGGAAUGUGAGAAACUGCAUUUUUUCUAUUGUCUAUCCUAUACCUUUUAAAUCAAGAGUUCGUCUUGUAGCUGUUUCAAAGGAAGUUCUUGAAAAUAUUUUGGAUCUUGAUGUAUCUGUCAAAGGAACAUCUGAUUUUCUUCAGUUUGUCAGUGGUAGGAAAAUGAUUCUUGGGUCUGUUCCAUUGGCCCACAGAUAUGGGGGUCACCAGUUUGGUAGCUGGGCAGGUCAGCUGGGUGAUGGAAGAGCCCACUUGAUCGGAGUAUAUACAAACAGGAAUGGUGAGAGGUGGGAACUACAGCUAAAGGGGUCAGGAAAGACCCCAUACUCCAGGGAUGGUGAUGGAAGAGCUGUGCUUCACUCUUCUGUGCGAGAAUUUUUAUGCAGUGAGGCUAUGCACUACCUUGGAAUUCCUACAAGCAGAGCUGCUAGCUUAGUUGUAAGUGAUGAUGAUGUGUGGAGAGACCAGUUCUACAAUGGAAAUAUUAAGAGAGAAAGAGGUGCAAUAGUGCUACGUCUUGCCAAAUCAUGGUUUCGUAUAGGAUCCUUAGAAAUAUUAGCUCAUUCUGGGGAACUGGACUUACAAAGAAAAUUGCUAGACUUUAUCAUCCAGGAACAUUUUCCAUCAAUAGCCCUGAAUGAUUCAAAUAAAUAUCUGGAAUUUUUCUCUAGAGUUGUAUCAGAGACUGCAAAUCUGAUCGCAUUGUGGAUGUCUGUGGGGUUUGCACAUGGUGUGUGCAAUACAGAUAACUUCAGUUUACUAUCCAUAACAAUAGAUUAUGGUCCAUUUGGAUUUAUGGAGUCCUAUGACCCAAAUUUUAUUCCAAACACAUCUGAUGAUGAAGGAAGGUAUAAAAUAGGAAACCAGGCAAAUGCUGGGCUGUUUAAUCUGAAUAAGCUGUUAGAAGCUCUAAAACCUUUAUUGGAUCCCAGGCAAAAGCAGCUAGCUUCCCAGAUUUUGGAGGGUUAUGGGGAGGUCUAUUACAUCCGCUUUACAGAACUAUUCAAAACAAAAUUGGGUCUUCUUGGGGAGAAUGAGGAUGACAGCUAUUUGAUUGCUUUCCUCUUAAAACUUAUGGAAGAUACAAAGGCUGAUUUUACUAUGACAUUUCGACAGCUCAGUGAAAUUACUGAAGACCAGUUAAAGAAGCUCCAUAUUCCUGAGGAGUUCUGGGCUCUUCAGGAUCUGGGCAAACAUGAGUUAUUUUCAGAAUGGGUUACUAUGUACCUCUUGAGAUUAAAUCGUAACAAGGGUGAUUAUGACAGCAAGAGAAGAAAAAGAAUGACAACUGUUAAUCCUAGAUACGUACUUAGAAACUGGAUGGCAGAAUCAGCAGUGCAAAAAGCUAAUUUAAAUGAUUUCUCAGAGGUUCAUCUCCUACAGCAGAUUUUACAACAUCCCUUCCAGAGGCAGCAGGCUGCAGAGAAAGAAGGCUACUCCCUGCGCCCUCCAGCUUGGGCCAAGGAUCUUAAAGUAAGCUGUUCAUCCUGAGAGGAAUCUUAACAAGCAGGAAAAAUGAUCAAGGUCAAAGCUCAGGACUUCAAAUACCUUCAAAAUCUUCAAAAAAAUCAAGCCACAGGAGCUUCUCUCCCUUCUAUUUUGUGGACUGGAAUUUGCUAUUCUGCUAGGCAAGACCUUGACCAACUUUAUCAAGUCUAAAGAUUAAAAAAAUGGAUCACAUAGUUACUAUGAUGUAACUAUGGUUACAUCAGCAAAUUGUAUUGGCACUUUUAACUCUGCCCUUCAUAUUCAGUUGUGUGUUAAUUUGAGUCCCACUAUUUGUGUUCUGCCAAACUGUCACAUUUCUCCUCUGAGAAUUCAAGGUUCAUCAGGUGGGUCUCAGUAACUUUUAAUGGCUUUUAAUGGUCAAUUUAAAAUCCAUCUAAGCUAGUUCUAAACAUAGAAUACUUUGAUGGGUGUUCUCCUUGUUGUUACACACUGUCCAAAUAUAAUUGUAUUUUGGAGAUACAGAUGUUCUUAGUUCUUUUGCAGCAUUGUAAGAGGACAUUCUUACAUUUACUUGCAACUUGCAACUUUACCUUGCAACUUUUUCUCUUUUUGACCUUGUGUUGUCCCACUAAACUGUCAACAGAGACUUAAAGGAAAUUCAAUUGAACAAUGAGCAAAGAUGACCAUUUUGGGAGUGACUUGCCCAAAUAAAUCUGGUGUCAGGUGCCUAUCAAGCUUGGCCCACUGCUCUUUGGAAGUGUAUCUCUUGAUAAUAGUAGAAAGAUUAUUGGUGCUUGGAUAUAAUGCCUCAGGGAAUUUUCACUGGUUGGACAUGGAAAAGGACUUUCCUGGAAGUAUCUCACUACCUAUGUAGUCAGGUCAGUACACCUCUUGUAACCAGCCACCUGAUGCUGAAAGGGACUAACAAAAACCUUGUAGGCAAAGUAUUUAAAACUCAACUGAAGCUGUUACACAGAAGUCCUUUGAGUAAGAGAGGCUCUACUCCUUGAGUCCUGGGUCCUGUUUGUCCUUAUUUCAUACUCCCACAUCACAAAACCUGGUGUGCAAUUAAGGCAAAAUUAAUACGUAAGCAAUCAGGUGCAAUGUUAUGCUAGAAAAUGGACAGGGGCUUUGUUUACCUUAUCUUUCCCUAAAUCCAAAAUUGAUUGGUUUAGA